AGCACACAUUCGGGUAUAAAUAUGCUCCACGCAGAGCAGUGGUAUAUCAAACAGUUUCUAGCCUUCCAAAGAAGCAAGACAACGAAAUAUUCCACCAUGUUCAAAUACGCCGUCGUCGUUCUCGUUCUCGUUGCCUGCGCUGCUGCCAAGCCUGGACUCCUGGGUGCUCCCCUGGCAUACACUGCUCCUCUGGCUUACUCUGCUCCUCUGGCCUACUCUGCUCCUGCUGCCGUGGUAGCUGCUCCCGCUCCAGUUGUGACCGCCACCAGUAGCCAGGUGAUCGCCAGGAACUACAAUGGGAUCGCCGCUGCUCCUGUGAUUGCUCCCGUUGCUGCUCCAGUAGUGGCCAAGUACGUGGCUGCUCCUCUGUCUGCACCACUGGCCUACUCCUCGCCAUUGGUUUACUCCGCACCACUGAGCUACGCCGCUGCUCCCGCACCAUUUCUCAUUUAAAUUUGUAUGCUGUGAUUAUCUAGGACGAUAAAUAUAUUAAAAAUGAACGCUUAAA
Molecule: messenger RNA, 508 nt
Organism: Drosophila sechellia
Lineage: Eukaryota; Metazoa; Arthropoda; Insecta; Diptera; Drosophilidae
Product: cuticle protein 16.5-like
Exons: 2
Coding region: 22-453 (143 amino acids)
Source: RefSeq, a predicted model, not a curated record